Molecule: messenger RNA, 503 nt
Organism: Diuraphis noxia (Russian wheat aphid)
Lineage: Eukaryota; Metazoa; Arthropoda; Insecta; Hemiptera; Aphididae
Gene: Tim10
Product: translocase of inner membrane 10
Biological process (GO): protein insertion into mitochondrial inner membrane
Cellular component (GO): mitochondrial inner membrane
Source: RefSeq, a predicted model, not a curated record
UAAAAAUAUAUCAUUAUGGCUGGAACACAAGUACAAUUACCACAGAACCUCACUACCUURCAACAAGUGGAAUUAGACAUGAUGGCAGAUAUGUAUGGUCGUAUGACUGAAACAUGCAGAAAGAAAUGUGUCAAGCCAGAACAUAAGGCGGGCGAACUGAAUAAAGGAGAAAGUGUAUGUUUGGAUAGAUGCAUCGUCAAAUAUUUCCAAAUGCAUGAGAAUGUCGGCAAAAAUUUAAGACUUGAUUUUAAUGCAAAAUAAUUGUAUCCAUAGAACAAUUUAGUGGAACUCAUAAUAUGAUAGAAAAAAAAAUGUAUUAAAAUUUGUUAAGUACAAGAUCUAAUUGAUUGUAAGUCAGGUUGAAUAUUUGAGAUUGAAAAAUUGUUUAUUUUAUAAUGUACUAAACUGGUUAGAAUAAUAAUUGUAGAUUCCUAAUAGGGUCUUAGAUAUUAUAUUAGUCUUCAAAUUAUCUAAGAGUUUUAAUAAAAGGAUAAACUUUUCAA